Orycteropus afer afer is the source of this 797-nucleotide messenger RNA. It is a transcript of the gene RAN, whose product is annotated as RAN, member RAS oncogene family. The record is from RefSeq and is a predicted model, not a curated record. NCBI's taxonomy places the organism in Eukaryota, Metazoa, Chordata, Mammalia, Tubulidentata, Orycteropodidae. Gene Ontology annotation, biological process: protein import into nucleus; ribosomal subunit export from nucleus. Gene Ontology annotation, cellular component: nucleus; cytoplasm. Gene Ontology annotation, molecular function: GTP binding; GTPase activity.
CCGCCAUCUUUCCAUCCCUCAGUCAGAAGGGGCCCGGAGACGCUUCUGGAAGAACCAUCGGGAUGGCUGCCCAGGGAGAACCGCAAGUCCAGUUUAAGCUUGUAUUGGUUGGUGAUGGUGGUACUGGGAAAACGACAUUUGUGAAACGUCAUCUGACUGGUGAAUUUGAGAAGAAGUAUGUAGCCACCUUGGGUGUUGAGGUCCAUCCCCUUGUUUUCCAUACUAACAGAGGACCGAUUAAAUUCAAUGUGUGGGAUACGGCUGGUCAGGAGAAAUUUGGGGGACUGAGAGAUGGCUAUUACAUCCAAGCUCAGUGUGCCAUAAUAAUGUUUGAUGUAACAUCAAGAGUCACUUACAAGAACGUGCCUAACUGGCAUAGGGAUCUGGUUCGAGUAUGUGAAAAUAUCCCCAUCGUGUUGUGUGGCAAUAAAGUGGACAUUAAGGACAGGAAAGUUAAGGCAAAAUCCAUUGUCUUCCACCGAAAGAAGAAUCUUCAGUACUAUGACAUUUCUGCCAAAAGUAACUACAACUUUGAAAAGCCCUUCCUUUGGCUUGCUAGAAAACUAAUUGGAGACCCUAACUUGGAGUUUGUUGCCAUGCCUGCUCUUGCCCCACCAGAGGUUGUCAUGGACCCAGCUUUGGCAGCACAAUAUGAGCAUGAUUUAGAGGUUGCACAGACAACUGCUCUCCCGGAUGAGGAUGAUGACCUGUGAGAGAGCGAAGCUGGAGCCCAGCGUCAGAAGUCUAGUUUUAUAGGCAACUGUCCUGUGAUGUCAGUGGUGCAGCGUGUUUGCCAC